AUGGGGCGGAGAAAGUUGGAGAUGAAGCGAAUCGAAGACAAGAAUAGCAGACAAGUAACGUUUUCAAAGCGGAGAUCAGGGUUGAACAAGAAAGCACGGCAGCUUUCCAUUCUCUGCGAUGUCGACGUCGCCGUCGUCGUCUUCUCCUCCAGUGGCAAGCUCUAUGAACACUGCAGCGGCGGUACAAACAGUGUGGAGGUUAUGGUUUCCAGGUAUCAUAAAAGCUGCCUUGAGGCAGAAGAGAGAAGCACCCAAGAAGGGGCUUCCCAAGAUAAUAUGGAAAUUACCAACACCUGUACAAGAUUCCAAACAUGCAAUGAGCUUCUAAAGUCAGUAAGAAGGGUUGAUGAAGAGGGAGAUAAGGUAUCUGUGAGUGAGAUGACAGAGUUAGAGGAGGAACUUAGUGCUGCUCUUAUGCAUACACGUUCUAGAAAGACACAGGUAAUGAUGGAGCGCAUAUCAAGCUUUCAUGAACAGGAAAGGAAAUUAAGCGAGGAAAAGAAAGAACUGAAGCAGCAGUUGCAGGUGGCAAACCAGACAGAUGAUGUUGAGGAUGGUGGUGGAGGAGGUGGUCUCGGGGAGACUGCAGCUAACGAAGGACUAAAAAAAGGGUGUGUGACAUGUUGGGGCGAAUUCAUCUGGUUAGUUGCAAGGCCGUUCAGACCUCCAACCCCAUCUGAAUCUGAAUCUCUACACCAAUCUGCUGAUGAGGAGGUUAUGGGAAUAUCAUAUGAUGUCAUCUUAACGACCUUGCAAUUAACCGGGUGAAUUAGCCCCAACAUGUACCAGAUCGACCUUAUCAACAACAAUCCAGUAAUAUCGUAUCGUCUAUCACCAUUUUUUUAUUUUCAGAUUAUGCACAUGAAUGUUUGUUUAGAUUAACCGAGUGUCACAACCAUCCACAUAGGACCAGACACAACUUCCCGUGCAGAACCAGAGGACCUUUUUUUUUUUUUUUUUUUUUUUUUUGUGUGUGUUCAUACUUGAUAAUAUGUUGGUUGGCGAGUUUUUAUGAGGCAGAUUUCCCUAAUCCAAAGAGAACACUUCUCAAAGUCAAAACCACCAUGACAUUCCAGAUUCCACAUAUUUUGAUAUUUGAUUCGAUAAUUGUUCUUUCCUUUUAAAUCUCAUAUGAACUGAACAAGUAGCAGCAGACAAAAAAGAUCACCUUUCUCAGCUCAGCUACCCGUGUUUGCACUUACUCUUCAACAAGCAAAGCCUGCAUGUACAAUUAAAGAGUUGGAUUUUGCUGCUAAUUCAUCUAUUAUACUGGAGACCUGAGUGAACCAAUUUACAUCAUCUUGCUGACCUUAUUUAUAGAAGCCCUUUACGUCUUCUAAACCAUGUUCACUGCAGGAAAAAUUCCAGUUGCAACCAAGAAUUCAAUGUAAUGGUUGAGAUGCAUAAUUACAUACCACAAUAACAAUAUAGGUGUGGUAAAUGGUAAUAACUUUAUUCCCUGAAGCAUGCAUGAGAUACCUGGCUUAAGACCAUUUCUCUAGUCUCUACCUAUUAUUAAAAAUCGGAAAAUCAUAUUGAAUACAUCACAUACAGAAUGAUAAAGACACCUGUUACCGCCAUUGUGGGAUUCAUAGAGCUUGCCGCAGGCGGAGAAUACAACGACGGCCACAUCAACGUCACAUAGCACGGAAAGCUGCCGGGGUUUCUUAAUUUCGAAAAUCCUUAUCUUCGAUCCGCUCAUUUGUAUCAUCUUCCGCCCCAUUGUUUGUCUUUCCCGACGAACUCUAACCCUAACUUUUCAACUUCCGAUGGCCUGAAUCCAUCUUUACUCUGGCGUGUGUGGACUGUGGAGUCCA
Messenger RNA from Lactuca virosa, 1817 nucleotides. NCBI's taxonomy places the organism in Eukaryota, Viridiplantae, Streptophyta, Magnoliopsida, Asterales, Asteraceae. The record is from the annotation of a GenBank genome assembly.